UCCACCAUGUUUCAUCUCUUUUAAGUCUUUACCAAAGAUGGAUUCAAGGGUUGCUUACAGAGACAAUCUGCAGGCAAUUUCGUUAGGUGAUGAACGAGUCAAAUAGAUCUCCUCAAAGGACAAGUUAUGAUGCCGUACAAACAAUUGGUUUGCUUACAUGUUUUUGAAGUUGACUUAGAAGCCUUCCUCCCCCCAUCCAGUUGUCAGCAGAAUAUAUCCAUGUCUAAAUGACAGCAGAAAUGAAUCAUCAUUGUUUUGCUUAUUCAAAGGUAUAAAACAUUGGAUCAUCAACUUGCACAUUCUUUUAUCUCCUCAAACUCCAUUCCAAGACCAAGAAAUUCGAAAGGCGAAGCAGAGUUUUAAUCUGCAGAGAAAAUUUUGUGAAAGAUGAGUAACAGUAAGUGGAAGAAGAUUUGGCCAAUUCAUGACAACACAAGGAGCGUUAAGGUCCAGCUUGUGAUUCAUGAUUUGAAAAGUUUGCCGAUACCUUCUUCUGGUUUGACAAAAGAUACCAGUGCUGCUGAGAAUUUGAUUGUCAGGAUAGAAUGGAAAGGUUUGAAAAACGGAAGAGCUUUACUGCCCAAAGGAGCCCCGAAGAAUUGCACGUCAAGGCAGGGGAUCAAACCGGACGGCAGUGUCAACUGGGAUGAAGGGUUUGACCAUGACUGUAAGAUCAAAUUGAUGGAUGAUUCCCAGAGUUUCAAAAGCUGGUUCAUACACCUUGAGGUUCAAGAAAUGAAUCAGAAAACGAAUGCUUCAACUUCGGUGCUCGCCAAAGCUGAGAUUGAUAUAGCAGAAUUUGUAUCAGCAACUACAUCCAAGAGCACAAUCAGUUUACCAGUCAACUGCACUUUCAGAGGCACUACAGCAGAAGCAACCUUGACCAUGGAACUCAACUUCUUCGACGUCCAAAGCAAGGGGAGCAAUGGGUCAGUGUACCCACUAGCUUCAUGCAUGAGGCUUCCUCAACAUCAUCGGAAAACAUCCAAAGACUUUGAUGAUCGUCCAGAGAAGAAUGAAGCUAGCACGUCUACAUCUCCUCCCAAGCACUCAAUUGAUUCCUCUGCAAUAUCACAAGCCGAGGAGGAGCCUGCACUAGGUUACAGGAAUCUGACUGCAACAAAUAUCCUCCUUGUAGACCUCGAGAAUACCAAGACUGAAAGCGUCAAACAAGGUAAAAGGGAACAACUCCCAGCGGAUCAGCAGAUUAAAGCACCUCGUGCCAAACUGAUCAGACGCCUUUCAUGGAACAGAAAAAAACCGCUGAACUUCAGAAGCCUUAGUCAUCCUAGAGACACCCCACUGCUGAACAAAAGCAAUGGUGAAGGUGGAGGGGAUGAUAUCGACAACGACCGACGCUACCAAUUGAUACCCCCGGAACAAAAUCCAGUUCAAGACAACACUACUAAAGUCAGCAACAAUGCCUUCCAGGAUUCUGAGUUUGCAGGCAGUGACCGGUUUGAGAUUGGGGAUUGGGAAGAAAAAAAAUUGGUAAGCAGAGAUGGAAAAAUUGAACUAGAUGCCAAAGUAUUCCUUGCUUCUAUUGACCAGAGGAGUGAAAAAGCUGCAGGCGAGAGUGCCUGUACAGUUCUUGUUGCCGUGAUUGCUUACUGGCUGCACCAAAAUCCAAGAACCCUACCACUGAAAUGCGAACUGGAUAAACUAGUACGGGAAGGCUCUUCAGAAUGGAGAAAUCUCUGCGAAAAGGAGAUUCACUGGAAUACAUUUGCAGACCGGCAUUUUGACCUUGACACUGUGUUACAGGAAAAGAUACGACCACUAUCUGUGGUUACAGAGAAGUCGUAUGUAGGUUUCUUCAAAGUCAGUGAUAACACUGAGCACCUAGAGUAUAUGCAAGGUGCUCUGUCUUUUGAUGAUAUAUGGGAGGAGCUCCAGAAAAAUGAAGCAACUUCGGAAGAACAAGUUUACAUAUUGAGCUGGAAUGACCACUUUUUUGUUCUGAAGGUAGAAGCUGAAACAAUUUACAUAAUUGACACGCUAGGGGAGAGGCUGUACGAGGGCUGUGACAAAGCCUACAUUCUGAUGUUCAACAAAGAUAGUAGGAUCUCAAGAAUUCUGCCAAAAGAAAGCACCGGAAAUACGAAAACAAAGGAUAAGGCGGAGACUAAUGGGAGAUCUAAGGAAAAGGCAGAGACUAAGGCAAAAUCAAAGGAAAAGGCAGAGACUAACACAAAGUCAAAGGAGAAGGCAGAGACUAACGCAAAAUCAAAGGAUAAGGCAGAGACUAAUGUGAAAUUAAAGGAAAAGGCAGAGACUAAUGCGGAGGCUGCUGGCAGACAAGUGGGCGACCAAACUCCAAGAGAAAUAAUAAGUGAAGGAAAAGCUGCUUGCAAAGAUUAUAUCAAGGAAUUUCUAGCAUCUCUUCCACUGAGAGAACUGCAAGAAGAAAUUGAAAGAGGUGGGACGGUACAAUCUUCGCUACAUCACAGGCUGCAAAUUGACUGCCAUUACACUGCUCCUUGCACUUAGAUUUAUAUUUACACAAUUUUAAUAACUUGAAUGGGGAAACAUUUUUAUGACACUGCUGGAAUUUUGGUUCUUUCAUACCAACAUCAUAAUCUAUCACCUAUACUAAAUUGUAUUCUCAUACUUAGCGAAUCUGCUAAAUCAUUAUGGUCUCUUAGCAGUCAACUAUUUACUGAUCAUCAGUAGUAAACCGACCGACCAUGUCUUUGACGGAAGUCAACUAGCAAUACGUUCAAACCCUCUAGGCCUCUACGAAAACCAUAAUGCAACCCCAAAAUGAAACACAACAGAUCCUCAUAUCUGAAAUCAAUUCUAUUAACAGUACUGUCUUUUCCACAGUUUCUUGGCAUGUAAAUGCCUAUUUUUUCAUAUACAACUAGAUUUCAAUGAAGAUGUUGAAAACUACCGUGUUUGGCUAAAAUAGUUAUUCUUCGCAAAGAUUUAUACACCAUUAA
This is a messenger RNA of Papaver somniferum (opium poppy), 2942 nucleotides long. RefSeq lists its product as uncharacterized. The record is from RefSeq and is a predicted model, not a curated record. Bases 388 to 2490 code for a protein of 700 amino acids. Lineage: Eukaryota; Viridiplantae; Streptophyta; Magnoliopsida; Ranunculales; Papaveraceae. The transcript has 3 exons.